UGUGGCGAACCCUUCAGAAUGUGUAAGAGUCAUAGUGGCACCUGUCGAUGAAGAAUCCUCUUUUUUUUUUCGAAGCAGUGAUGAGCUCGCGGACAUUUACGUGUUGUUUGAAGGAAGAAGAAGUCAACUUACCAGGAAAGGUGACAGGGCAAAUGAGAUGAGUCGCCAGCGUAUGGAACUACCUCAGGCGGCGGAGAGAGUGGGCGAACCGACGUCGGGCCAGUGGCAGCAUCCUCAGCAACCGCAGCAGCAACCCGUGUACACAUGUCGGUUCUGCUUGGGCACCGACAACCAGAUGAGCAUGGUGAUGCCCUGCAACUGCAAGGGCAACUUCAGCCACGCCCACGCCAACUGCGUUGCAAUCCAGAUAUACCAGAAUCGAGUAUACGCCUGCCACAUCUGCCAUUAUGACUUCAACAUCCGCUGGGACAAUCAGAAGAGCUUCGUCGAAUGGCUGCUGGACAGCGACAACCUGGCGGACCACAUGCUGUUCGCGCUCAGCGUGCUCUUCACGCUCAGCCUGGUGCUGGUGCUGACGUUCGCCUGGCUCCAGGCGACGCACACGCUGGCGCGUCUCUCCUGGUUGCUGGCCAUGCCUCUCGCCCUUUUGCUGCUGCUGCAGAGCUUCACAUGGAUGGGCUUCGCUUUGUACAGCCUAUGGUUGUACCGCAAGGCGUAUCUCAUCUGGAAGGUCCAGUCACCACCACCAGCUCUGCGGCACCGGCUGGAGGCACAGGCCCCUGUGGCGUCGGAGCGCCACUGAGGCUGGCGUUCAGUGCGUCGGCCACAAAUCGUCAAGGAUCUUCAGUGCUUUACGCACGUGGUCGCGUGUGGCCGCACGCCCAUCGGCGCUUCUCUGACCGCUUCCCGGAGUUUCACGUCGUUAGAGCUCGCUCCCUACAAGCUACCGCAUCCAACGUGAUUUUUUUUAUUUUGUGCACUUCCCACUACGCCUGUACCCAUACGUAAGAGUCAUUAUGAAUAUUAUAGUCAUGUUGUCGUUUUA
Molecule: messenger RNA, 1006 nt
Organism: Dermacentor albipictus
Lineage: Eukaryota; Metazoa; Arthropoda; Arachnida; Ixodida; Ixodidae
Source: RefSeq, a predicted model, not a curated record